AAAACUGCCCUGUGGAGCGCUUUAGGGAAAGUUGGCGCAUAUGGAGAGAAACCAGGUUUAAACAUCACCGAUGCAGCGAGAGGAGGCACUGUGUGGGUGAAGAAAUCAGCCAGACCUACAGGAGAGCAAAUCAGAAGGCCUUUUUUUCAUUUUGGUCCUUUAGAGUUAGUUCCUUUUACUGGACACCAAACAAUGGUAUGGUUUGUCUGCAGCCUCUUCUCCCAGCAGCGCGCACGCAGAAAGCUUCCCCCGGUGCGCCUUGGAGAGCUGCAGCUGGCGACGACCUGCCAGCUCACCAGGAUGAUGCUCAGCCUUCCUCUCCGUCCUGCUUUCUCAGUUGUCGCGGUGGCUGUUCUAACCGCUGUCACUAAAGUUGCAGACAGCCAGAAGGUUUCUGAAGACACUGGGAUUUAUUCUACUCCAUCCCCAAUCUAUCCUACAGUGGGCUUUCAGGUCCUCAAUAUGGACCAUGUGUUUCUAAGCCAGAACACCCAGGAGCAGCCGGGCAACUCCAGCCUGAGGGCUCAGACGCAAACUUUUCUCAUCACUGGUGCAGGAGCCGGGCUCCCCCAGCCAGUUGUCAAUGCCUCCUACGGCCCCCUGACUGUAGAUGCUCCCGUUCCGCCAGACUUACUCCUGAGUGGUCGCACGAUCCUGCCAGUGAUUUUGGUCCGCCAGGUUCGUUCCUCAGCCCCUGUAGUCAAGAUACUCUUCCACAUGCCGACAGAAAGAGACAUCAUGAUGGUGCAGGGCAACACGGGGUCUGGAGAAGAUAAUGGGAAGACAGGGGCCAAAGCCACGGAGGGGGCUCACUGUGUGACAGCGUAUGCGUUCUGGGAGACACGGGAGGUUCGUGGGUCAUGCCUGGUGUCACCAGGUGGUUUCUGCGUGGCCCAGCUGAAGCCAGAACCUGCCUGGUUCAGCCCAGCCAGCCGGUCAGGCAGCUCCAGCAGGGAGGCAGGAGGCACUGAAGGAGCGAGUGGGCUCCAGGGGAACCCUGUGGAGGUCUACUUCCAGAGCCGGGGCGACCAGACGGGAAACUGUGUGCCCCAGGAUAGUUUACAACGAGUGGGAGUAGGAGGAAGAGGAGGACCUGUGGGAUCAGGGACGCCCAUGAUGAGGAUAGGAAGUGUCAACCUGCUCAGAGCUCCACCGGGGAACCCCACCUUCCUUCGACUGAGGCUAGGGGGCGCUGUUGUAAUCCAGACCUCCUCCAAACCCCUGAAGACCACAGAAGUGGCAACGUUCUAUAUCUUCCUCUCUAGCACAUCUACCCUGGAAAACUUCACACUGAGGGCUACGGUAAAGAAGGGCCUGUCAUUCAACGCCGCUCGGCCGAGUGACUCGGCGCUGUGGGACGUCGUCCUGGAGCCUGGCCGAGCAGCAGCUCCUAACACCGUCUCCGUCCUCUGCCAGAGGAAGGCGGCAGUCACCGCUAAGAGGGGUCUGCUGGAGGUGCUGCAGCUCGACUUUGUGCCCAGAGAUGUUUCAGAGCAUGCCGAGAGUCAGAUGAUCUCCUGGCGUCUGGAGUCACCGGGGAACGCCAAGGAUGUCGGCAUAAUGCGCAUUUACACCACCCAGAGAGACUACGUGGGGCUGGCGCCGCUGGUCAUGAGCAGCGACAUCCUGAACACGGCCGUGUUGACGGGGAAGACGGCGUCGGUCCCUGUGAAGAUUCUGGCGGUGGAGGCCGACGGCGCCGUCACCGACGUCACCAACAGCACCAGCUGCCGGUCCACAGAGGAGGACGUGCUCAAGGUGUCGGAGCGCUGCGACUAUGUCUAUGUGGACGGGAAGGAGACGAGGGGGAAGAGCAGGGUGUCGCUCAACUUCACCUACAGUUUCCUGAGCGCCCAGCUGGAGAUGAAUGUAUGGAUGCCCCGCCUGCCCUUGCUGAUCGAUGUUGCCGACCCCGAACUCAGCCAGAUCAAAGGGUGGAGGGUCCCUGUUACCACUGGCAACAGGAGGUCCACAUGGGACAGCGAGGAGGAGGAGGAGAUGAGGAAGGGCAGGGGUUGCAUGCUGCAGUACCAGCACUCUCUGGUCAGGGUGCUCACACCUUUCAUAGCCCAGUCUGCCUCUGAGGCGCUGCCAGACCCUCUGACCGGGGCGACGUCUGUCGAACACUUCCUGGGAUCCGACUGGCAGGUGGAUGUGACCAACCUUGUGCGCUACUCUCUGAAAGUGGCAGACCCUGAUGUGGCCAGGCUGCAGGCUGGAGUGGUUCUGCAGGGACGGGCCAUGGGCACCACUACUCUACAGGUGCUGUCGCCUUUGACAUCUUCAGUCCUGGCUGAGAGGAGCAUCAGGGUGCUGGAUGAUAAAGUGAGUGUGACAGAGCUGGGGGUACAGUUGGUGUCGGGACUCACACUCUCCCUGCAGCUCAGCCCGGGGAGCAACAGCGCCAUCAUCGCCACGGCAACCACACAGGAAGUCAUCACACAGCUCAAACAGGAAGCGGUGGUCAGCUGCUGGGUUCAGUUCAGCGAUGGUGCCGUGACUCCUCUGGAGCUGUUUGACCGCAGCAUCUACUCUCUGACGGUCUCCACUCCAGACGAGGGGGUAGCCACCGUUCGCCGCACCCCACAGUCCACGUUUGUGGUGGCGCAGGGUGAAGGCGAAGGCCAGGGGGUGCUAGUGAGAGUGGAGCUGAGGAUCUGUGAGGAAUGCCAGAAGUCCAAGAGGAAGAGCAAGCUGGCCGUGGGCAUGGGGCUUCUCAAGAUCAACAUCCAGACCGACACCAAAGACCCAGGAUUACGAGUUGGGAGUAGUGGCGUUGGUGCAGAUAGAAAUAAAGACUACGACGGCGAUGCAUCCGAAGUGACAGGAGAGCGCAAGGUGGUUGUAACAUCCCAGCGUACGAUGACGAACGGGGGCAGGGACAGAUGGUUGUUCAGAAGCACUUCGCCUGACCGAGAGACCACCUUAGCCGAGACGACCACCUCAGACACACAGUCAACCACCACAUAUGUCGAACCACAAGUGGUGUGGAUUGGAACCUCUACCAGAGCCACCAGUGACACCACCUAUACAGUCAGCACCAGUGGCACGUCCGUGAGCAGACCUGGCACAGAUCAGACACUGGGCACUAGUGGGCCUGGUAUCGAUAAAACACUGGAAGUGGGUGCAGGAGAUGGGUCGAAGAGAAGCUACGGAAACAUGCUAGAUUCACCCCCUAAACAGGACAUUCCCAAAGCAGACCCGCCACCUAAGAAGGAGCCUCCCAAGCCCAAAGCGCCCAAAAUAAUCGAGAGCGAUCUCAUCAGGACAUUCAGAGCGAUGUCAGAUUUGGAGAUCGGCAUGUACGCCUUGGUGGGGGUCUCGUGCGUGGCUAUCUUGGCUUUCCUGCUCAACUGUGCCUCGUACAACCUCUGUUUCCGGAGUCACAAGACCCCCAUACACGCAGCCCCACCCCCCACUGGGGACCCGAAGGACCACAAGCAUGACUGGGUGUGGCUGGGAGGCAACAGCCACGGUGCUCCGACCCCGGGCGCCCCAGCUCAGGUGUCCACGCUGAAACGGGAAGCUCACCGCCCUCUGGAGUCCCACCAUUCCUUAGACUCCAUCGGCCACCGCAGCCUGGAGAACAGCCUGAACUCGGUGAGCGCCGCCGCCGUCCCAGAGAGAACGGCCACUCUGGGCCGCAGCAGGACGAGCUCGCAGCAGCUGAUUCAAACAAAGGUCGUCGAUCCCAUGGCGUGCCGCUCGGCCACUCUGCUGGCCAGACCCCAGCGCAGCGAGCCCCUCCAUUCCCCCACCAGUAAGAGGAACCAGGUCCAGUUCACCACCUUCACCACCCUGGAUAUCAAGCAUUUGGCUGCACUGAAGAAAAACGGCGUGGACUUUAACUGGAGCAACCAGCAGCAGCAGCAGCAACAUCAGCAGCCAAUCCCUGUGGAGCCCCAAACACCGUUACCUGACAUGCCCUGGCCUGUAGUGAAACCAGUGGGAUAGACCCAGUGUGUUUGUUGAUGUAUAUGUGCAUGUGUGUGUGUGUGUGUGUGUGUGUGGAUGGGUGCAACAAAAUGAAUAUGAAUAUGUUUUAGCAUGGCUUGUCCAAAAGAAAAUAUGACAAAGUGAUUUUUGUGUUCAACAAAUCUUUAUUGAGAGGAUUAGUAGAUCUAUUUAUUCAGAAGAUUAGGAUAGAGACAUUUUAUGUAAGUAAGAAGAGUGCUCCCUUGGAGACAGUAAAUAGAGUAUAUAUUGGUGUACACAGCUUCAGUAUAAUCCAAAUUAAAUGGAAGAUUUUAUCCUCUAAAUGCACGAUUGAUGUAUUUGAAAAAUGCUCCACAGAUCUGGUGCUGUAAAUAACACAUAUUUAUUUAUACUGUUAUUUAUACAUUUAUAACUGCAGACAAAUGAUAAACUUUAAUUUCCUUUCACUUUUGUACAAUUAAUGCUCUAGUAAUAGCUUCAGAAAUAUCUAGUUGUCAGGGUAAAUGCAGUAUGGGGCAGAUUAUUUCUUGUAAAUAAUGUUAUGCUUUCCAGCCUUUUGUACUUUAAUUUUUUUUUAAUGAUUCCUCUGCAGAACACCUGACAAGUUUGUGCAAUUUCUCAGAGAAUACGCAACAUUUCUGAAAUUAUUUUGAGUGAUCGUCCACCACAGUCUUCUCUUCACUCAGUGUUUAUUCAAAUCAAAUGCAUGCCAUUCAAAUACAGUCCAUGCGGCGGUCUGAAUGGAGUCAGCUUGGGCUGCAGGCCUUGAGGGCCUAGUUAUACAAACAAACAAACAAACAAACAAACAAAAAACAAAUAAAUAAAUAUAUAUUCUUGGUCUCUUGACAAAAGACAAUGCAUAUUCCAGAACAGGAUUUUUCAUGUGUAAAUGAAGAUGGAUGAUGCCUUGUCUAUGCAACAACCUCCUGUUUUAUAAACCAAGAUGUGAUGUGUGUAAUUCCUUUGACAUUCUAUCAAUAAAUAACAAAUGGACACACUG
Myripristis murdjan (pinecone soldierfish) is the source of this 4936-nucleotide messenger RNA. Its product is annotated as transmembrane protein 132C. Lineage: Eukaryota; Metazoa; Chordata; Actinopteri; Holocentriformes; Holocentridae. The record is from RefSeq and is a predicted model, not a curated record. The transcript has 10 exons. Bases 193 to 3954 code for a protein of 1253 amino acids.